This is a messenger RNA of Centropristis striata (black sea bass), 2164 nucleotides long. RefSeq lists its product as uncharacterized. The coding region runs from base 255 to 2060 and encodes 601 amino acids. Lineage: Eukaryota; Metazoa; Chordata; Actinopteri; Perciformes; Serranidae. The transcript has 10 exons. The record is from RefSeq and is a predicted model, not a curated record.
UAUAGACACUUAAACACUUUCACAAGUUGGAGUAUUUACUGACGUUUUUAUGUCGUACAACUAAACGCGUGUGUUAACCACAGACCUUAUUUCAGGCAUAUAACACCCAUUUAAGGACCUCUCCCGCUACGCCUUAUUGUUUCCAUAUUGCCACCAACUAAGGGGACAGUUUAGUCUGGGCUCCUGUUGUUUCGUAACACCCCUCCACCGUGAACAACCUCACUCUGCCGCCAUUCUUACUCUUUGCUACAGAGAUGUCCAAGUUCAGAGCAAGACAUUGCAACUGUUCUGUUCCCGGCUGCACAAACCAGCACAAGUGCUUGUUUUCGGUCCCAGCAUCGGAGGAGAAAAGGAAACCAUGGUUAGUUAUUAUUUACGGUAAAGACGUCCCUGCUACCGUCAGCACUAACUUGAACAUCUGUGCUCACCAUUUCACUGCCGACUGCUUCGCCAACAUUGGUCAGUACAACGCUGGGUUUGCCUCCAAAAUGACCCUGAAAGAUGGAUCAGUACCAACUAUACGCGACACAACAACUGUGGAAUCGGUCACCCCGUCUCAGACACUGCAAAGGUUUAAACAUGUUGGCUGCCAGGCUCAACCAGAGACAGCAAAGGCUGCCACACAGCUGUCCUGGACUACCCUCAAGGCUCAUGUCAGAAGUGUAGCUACCCAGACGAAAACAGAUUCCGCUGUUGAUGUUGGAGUUGGUUCGUCUACCGGCCCAAUAAACACCACACAACCUAACGGGACUCGGACAUCGACCAGUCGACCAGCUAAGAGGCCUCGUCUGGAGGUAACGGAGCAGGAAGAUCCUGGGGAGGGCAGCUCACCUACAGCGGCUCCAGGAACACAAGACUUGACCUGUGACCCUGAGGAGCCUGCAGCUGAGUCAACAGAUAAGUCAGAAGCCUCCAUUCCCAUCCAAAAGAUACCAAAAUACAUUGUGUUUGAGACCUGCCUCCUGGAGCUGUUUGAGAGCUGCCCGGUGUGCCAGCAAGCCUGUGAUGUCACCACAACAAGACGUGGUACAUUCCUGAGGGUGAAGCAGCAGUGUCCCCACUGUAAGUUUCACAGACAGUGGAGCAGUCAGCCUCUUGUGGGCUCCACCCCGGCUGGAAACCUUCAACUCUCUGCUGCGGUCUACUUCAGCGGGGCAUCGUAUCGCAAACUGGACAGGAUCUUCAAGUCAAUGCACUUGAAGUCCUAUAACUGUGGCACCUACAGAAGACAUGCCAAGUCUUUCCUGGAGCCGGCCAUCGUGCACAAGUGGAAGACGGAGCAGGACGCCGUGCUGCAGCAGCUCAGUCUGGAGCAGAGAGUCGUUGCUGCUGGUGAUAUGAGGGCCGAUUCAGCAGGACACUCUGCCAAGUACGGCAGCUACACGCUGAUGGACCUGAAACGCAACACAGUCAUCGAUAUCCAGCUCGUGCAGAGCAAUGAAGUUGAGGGAAGUCAUGAUCUGGAGAAAGAGGGCCUGAAGAGGAGCCUGGCACUGCUGGAGGAACGAGCUGUGAUCCUGGAAAGCAUCGUGACGGAUCGUAACCCACAGAUCAGGAAAUUCCUGAAUGAAAGCAACAUCAUCCAGUAUUAUGAUGUCAGACAUGUGGAGAGAGGAAUUUCCAUGCAGCUGGAGAAGAUCUCCAAAAGGUGCGACCCUUUGAAGGAGUGGGUGCCCAGCAUCAAAAACCACUUGUACUGGAUUGCAGCUUCCUCUUCUUUUCCCCCGGAGAGAGUGGCAAAGUGGACCUCGCUUCUCAAUCACGUACAAGACAUCCACACACACGACGACCCCGUGUUCCCCAAGUGUCUGCAUCCACAGAGCGCCACCAGGGACGCAGCCAAGUGGUUAAAAGCUGGGAGCCCUGCGUUCGAUAAGCUGAAGAGGACGAUAACCACCAAGAAAGUGUUGGAGAACGUGUCACAGCUGAGCCCCCAAUCAUCAGGCCUCCUCGCUCUACGCCUUCCACAACGUUAUGCUUCACUUCGCUCCCAAAAAAUUGUUUUUCUCAUUUAUUGGAAUGCUGUGCAGACUCUACCUGGCCGCCAUGUAUUUCAAUGAAAAUGGGAACCGCCAACAGAAGACAGUCGGCGGUGAGCCGCUCUUCAAGGUCCGCUUCCCGAAGAAGGGAGAGUCCAAGGCCGAGGCUGUCAUAGCAGACGCAA